Messenger RNA from Ceutorhynchus assimilis (cabbage seed weevil), 309 nucleotides. Lineage: Eukaryota; Metazoa; Arthropoda; Insecta; Coleoptera; Curculionidae. The record is from the annotation of a GenBank genome assembly.
CCAGGAAAUUUUUGGAAUGUGUGAAACUGUAUUUUCAAUUAAUUCAGUUAUUGUAGGUUGAUUUUCAAGAUUCCUCAUGUUGUAAUUUUUUACUGGAAAAAUUUGAAAUUUUGGGAAAAUGAGCUUCUCACCUUCCUCUUUACAUGCAAAAAGAUUCAAAAUUUUCCCUUCACUAGUUUUCCAGGAAAUCUUUGAAAUGUUUUUCCAGGAAAACUUUGAAAUGUGUUGAUUUCUAAGAUUUUUCAUGUUGCUGUUUUCCACUGGAAAAAUUUGAAAUUUUGGAAAAAUGAGCAUCUCAGCUUCCUCUUU